Molecule: messenger RNA, 375 nt
Organism: Phyllostomus hastatus (greater spear-nosed bat)
Lineage: Eukaryota; Metazoa; Chordata; Mammalia; Chiroptera; Phyllostomidae
Gene: DEFB116
Product: defensin beta 116
Exons: 2
Coding region: 23-301 (92 amino acids)
Biological process (GO): innate immune response
Cellular component (GO): extracellular region
Source: RefSeq, a predicted model, not a curated record
CCGUCCUCCAUGCUCUCAGGACAUGUCAGUCAUGAAGCCCUAUUUAGUGACCAUUUCCAUCCUUCUGAUCCUGCUCCAUAAGACUCCAGGUGGCUUGUUCCGAUCCUACUUUGGCGGGAGCCAGGAGCCUUGGGAUCCGUGCCACCUUUACCAUGGCAUGUGCAGAAACACCUGCAGGAAGGAGGAAAUUCAGCACCUAACCUGCCCCAAUGACCAAAAGUGCUGCCUGAAACUUCCCGUGAAAGUAACCAGUUCUAACAAUGUGAAAAAGAACUCCAGCCUGUCGGUUACAGACACUUAAAGCUACUUGGAAAUCUGAGUAUCACUGACCAUACGCCCUCCUGGGGCGCCCUCCCCAUAAAAAUGCAUUCCUUC